Messenger RNA from Arabis nemorensis, 348 nucleotides. The record is from the annotation of a GenBank genome assembly. NCBI's taxonomy places the organism in Eukaryota, Viridiplantae, Streptophyta, Magnoliopsida, Brassicales, Brassicaceae.
AUGAACGGUGGAGAAAAGGUGGUCUGUGUCACCGGAGCAUCCGGUUACAUAGCGUCUUGGAUCGUUAAGCUUUUGCUCCUCCGUGGCUACACCGUCAAUGCCACGGUUCGAGAACCAAAUGACCAAAAGAAAACGGAUCACCUUCUUGCACUUGAAGGCGCAAAAGAAAGGCUCAAGUUAUUCAAAGCAAAUCUUUUAGAAGAAGGUUCUUUCGAGCACGCAAUUGAUGGAUGUGAUGCUGUCUUCCACACCGCCUCACCGCUUACACUCACUGUCUCUGAUCCACAGCUAGAGCUGAUCGAGCCAGCCGUCAAGGGCACUAUUAACGUCCUAAAAAACAUGCACUAA